GUAUAAUAAUAAUUUGUACUAACCCAGAAGUUUAAGUUUGAAUUAAAAAAUUAAUGGAAGUUGUAGAUCCAUAAAGCAACCUCUUUUCUCUUUUUUCAAUCCUUUAUAAGCCUCACUUCGCCCCUUCUAGAGAACAUUGGAAAUACAGAGCAAAUGGAAGUUCUAAGAACAAGGGUCGGUGGCAGUGGGCUUCUGGUGGCCGUUGCGGCAGUGGUGAUACUGCUGGCGGCGGUGCCGGAAGUUUCGGCGACACGGUGGACUGUCGGUGGCAACAUGGGUUGGAAUACUAAUGUGAACUAUACUACCUGGGCUCAGGGAAAGCACUUCUAUUAUGAUGAUUGGCUCUUUUUUGUGUAUGACAGGAACCAAAUGAAUGUGUUGGAGGUGAACAAGACAGACUAUGAGAAUUGCAUUUCUGAUCAUCCACUCCACAAUUUCACCACAGGAGCUGGAAGAGAUGUGGUUCAUUUGAAUGUCACCAGGCCUUAUUACUUCAUAAGUGGAAAAGGCUUUUGCUUUGGAGGCAUGAAGCUUGCUAUCCAUGUCGAACACCUACCUCCCCCGCCCUCAUCCUCACCCUUGAACGAAAAGAGCAGUGCUCUUAGAUCUACCAACACUGGACACACCCCAUUCGUUCUAACCGCUGUUUUCGCCAUUGCUGCUGUACUUGAAGUUUUCACUCGGGUCUGGUAGAGACCAGUUCUUACUUGAUUCAUAUUCAAUAGAGUACAUUUUUCUUCACCAAAUUGUGGAAGGAAGAUCAAGUUAUUAAUUCUCUUCUUUCAUAUUUUUUUUUGAGGGUGUAGUGUCUCAUUGUGUUAUCUUUUGCUCUCACUUUGAUUUAGACUUCAAUGUUUCAAAAUAGUUUUUCUUUUUUUUGUUUGCUUUUGAAAACUUAAAUUUUGGAAUUUUUGUUGUUUGGGUGGUGGAUAUAAAAAUUGUAGGGAUUGAAUUUUUGAUAAGACUCUAAUUUAUUUGUCCUGUCCUCUUAAA
This is a messenger RNA of Cucumis sativus (cucumber), 993 nucleotides long. Its product is annotated as lamin-like protein. The coding region runs from base 154 to 693 and encodes 179 amino acids. NCBI's taxonomy places the organism in Eukaryota, Viridiplantae, Streptophyta, Magnoliopsida, Cucurbitales, Cucurbitaceae. The record is from RefSeq and is a predicted model, not a curated record. The transcript is spliced from 2 exons. Gene Ontology annotation, cellular component: plasma membrane. Gene Ontology annotation, molecular function: electron transfer activity.